This is a messenger RNA of Diaporthe citri, 933 nucleotides long. RefSeq lists its product as uncharacterized. NCBI's taxonomy places the organism in Eukaryota, Fungi, Ascomycota, Sordariomycetes, Diaporthales, Diaporthaceae. Bases 1 to 933 code for a protein of 310 amino acids. The transcript is spliced from 3 exons. The record is from RefSeq and is a predicted model, not a curated record.
AUGGCCGCAAUAGCUUCUGAGUAUCUGGCGGACGUGCUGGAGCCCGAGAAAUUCGCAGCAGCAAUCUUCGGCGUCACCCUCGCCUUCACCGUUCUCUCAGCAAACACCGUUGGCCUGCGCUCCUGGAUCAGGUUCAGGAAGGGACGGUUUGGCAAUGACGACUACCUGAUGUGUACGGCGCUGGUCGUCAACUUGGUCCAUAACAGUAUGGUCAUGCACGGGACGUUUGUCGGAAUCGGGUCUCCGGAUUCAAAACUCAAUCCUGAGUUGGACGCUGAGGGGAGAAAGUACCUCUUCCUCUGGCAGAUUUUCUACGCCAUCAACCUGGUCUUCAUCAAGACCAGCAUCCUCACCACCCUGAAGGGGAUCGCCAAGGGAUUGCGGUACAUCUAUGCCAUCUGGGGUCUCAUAGUGGUUGUGAGCUUGCUGAGCAUCGCCGGUGUCAUCACGCUGUUGGCCAAGUGCCGGCCAAUCCAGUCAAACUGGACAGGCAAUGGCUCCUGCAUCGAUUCGGAUGUCUUUGUUGCCCUGUCCAAGACCGCCUAUGCCUUCGACGUCCUGUCCGACCUUGCAAUGGCUACUAUUUCAACGCUUCUCCUCUGGACUCCCCAGAUGCGACUCAGAUCAAAGGUCCUGACAGUAGCGGCGUUGGGUCUCGGUGUAGUAGCCUCCAUGGCGUCCUUGAUCCGCACAAUUUACACCGAUGCAUACAGCUCGGAUGACAACUACCUAUUCAACACGGGCAAGAUCGUCCUGUGGACGGUUGUGGAGUGCGGGAUUGGUAUCAUUGCCGGGUCGCUGCCGAUGCUGGGCCUCUUCCACGAGCAACGGCGGAUGGAGAAGAAGUGGGAGGAGCUGGAACUGCAGCAAAGCCAGGUCGACUUGACCAAGGUGGCCCCGACCCACCCAAACCCAAGGGCUGGGAGAGUGUGA